Molecule: messenger RNA, 3644 nt
Organism: Nasonia vitripennis (jewel wasp)
Lineage: Eukaryota; Metazoa; Arthropoda; Insecta; Hymenoptera; Pteromalidae
Exons: 10
Coding region: 248-3385 (1045 amino acids)
Biological process (GO): septin ring organization; mitotic cytokinesis; actomyosin contractile ring assembly
Cellular component (GO): actomyosin contractile ring
Source: RefSeq, a predicted model, not a curated record
CAAAAUCUCGAUCAGUUUGGUCUGCCGGUUGUGUGGUAACGUCGCGUUCAAGUGAAUUAGAGUGUCAUAUUGGGAGUAUAAUAUAGUGUGUACAUAAGAGUUAUGCGAAGCUGUUUAUAGAAAAUCGGCAGCUUCACAGCCAGAGACAGAGGAUUUUCCAAACGCUUAGUUAUUUGGUACAAACAGAGUAGAAAUUUAAGAGUCGGUAUCUAUCGAAAGCUUAAGAUAAGAAUAAUUUAGGAGGACAAUGGACAAAGUAGAGAAGAUAACGGACACUGACGCGGAGUAUGUGAAGCGCAUGAUGGAUCGCAGGAGAGAACACAACCGCUCGUUCGAGCGCUAUUCGAAAAGUUUGCGACGCCGGCUGAGUAUCCUGGAGGCGAUCAAUCAAAACAUGAACCUGACUUCGCCGACGACCGAUGUACAGUACGAGGGUAAUCCCUUCGAGCGGGAGUUCGCCAACACGAGCGGAAUCACCGAGGAAAUCGAGCGUCAACAGACCCGCAAUAAGGAAAUUUCGUCGUCGAUCUCGUACGUUGUGGGUACAGAGGUCGCUUCCUCAGCAGACGAUCUCCUGUCGUCGCAGCGUACGUACAGCGUCGAAUCGUCCAUCGAUAAAAACACGCAGCAACCGGGCGACGAUCGAGAGGCCAGUUGCCAGAGCGAAUUUUCCAACUCCGACAACGAAUCGUCCGACGAAAAGUGCAAUAGCAUCGAGUAUGACAGCUCGAGGCAGUUCCAGCGGGAGAUGAUCGAGGAAGCCAGUGAAAAGAAGAAAACCGCCGACAACAACGGAUACGUCCAGUUCAAGGAUAUUUACACGCAGCCGAGGUUGUCCAUGGGAGAGUACUUCAGGAGUUCUACGCGUAAAGAUCUGAGCAUGCAAGACUUCGUGAACGAAUCCAGGAGCUUCGACGAGGAGUUCGAGUGCGGCAACGCGGAGCUGCAGCUCCAGGGCGCGGACGUGUUCUUCGGGGCCCGUGUCCUGGAGAUCCUCGAGCCGGAAGUCGUCAACGUCGAGCGCAAGAGCAGCGUCGGCCCGAUGACCUCGGCCGCCGCGCGACGACGUGCCUCGGACAUGGCUAUGAUACAGGACAAUUUGCGAGAGAUGCAACUGCAGGAGGAGAGCCCAGAGAUCAACGAUUCCACGUCGAUGUCCUUCGGGUCGGAGGACAUCCGGGAUAUCGAUCGGGAAAUCGACAAGCUUCAGCUUGAGUUGGGUGUCCUCGAUUACGAGGAGCAGAAGUCGCCGCCGGUGAUCGGCGAAACCCCCAAGAGCAAGAUCUACCCGUCUCUUGAUCUCGUCAGAAGGAUGUCCGAUAACUUCACCCCCAAGAAGCUCUUUCACACUUCACCCACUGAGAAGCCGGUCGAGACUACCGACCUCGACAUCAACUUCAACACGUCGAAAGGUAGCUUCGAAGACCAACCGAAACCAUCCAGCCCACCGGAGUGCGACGUAAUGAUGUACAGGUCGCCGAUGGCUAUACCCACUUCCCACUCGAACGACGCUGAGUACUCGAAUGUGCAGCGGUAUGAGGACCAGCACGAAACGUCAGAAGUGUCUUUCAUCAAGCGCAACACGAGCUUCCUCAUGAACAAGCUGCACCUGCCAAAAUUCGGACGCCGGAAGCCGAAUCUCGAGUCAACGAGGAAGAUCUUCAGCAGCGGAGGAAAGACGCUGUCCCCGACGUCGCAGAUGGGCAGCAUGAUAUCGACUCUCACUCUACCGAACACACCGUCCGGUCCUCCGACUGCCGAUUUCACGAAUGCUGCGCAGCAGUCCCAGCAAUUGCAGCAGGUCUAUAGACACAAUGGACAGCGACGCAAUAUUGAUGGCACUCUGCCGUAUGAGGUGGAGAAUUUUUUAGAGGCAGCUCUCGGUGACGAGCAUUUAAACUCGAGCUUCUGCACCUUUUCCUAUUCGGAUAUGAGGGAUACCAACUCGCAUAUCAACGCAAGCGAACUCAUAUCCGAGGUAGCUACUCCGACGAAAAAUAGAAAGGUGAAAAGGAUUCCCAAUACCGAGCCCUCGAACAACCGAAGCAAGCUCAAUCGAACUCUCACCAUUUACAAAACACUGACGCAGAGAAUAAAAGAGAAAUUCCGCGGAAGCGUGAAGGAUCCACAACCUUUGAAUCAGUCGCAAGAUCUCCUUCCGAAUAUAAACCCGAACGACCUGAAGGACAACGUGAAAAAGCUGCUGGCAGAGGUGGACAUUCAGCAGACCGUGAUCUACCAGGCGAGCAAGGCCCUCGAGCUUUGCAACUCAAUGCGAGCCUUCAUAGCCAGCCCGGAACGCGUCGAAUCUGAGCGCCUGCUCAUGCUGGCAAAGUUGCGCAAAAAGGCCGCCCAGGACGAGAUCAGCCGACUGACCAGCCAAAGCGUGGACAACGGACUCUACUGCGAGCGGGGCGAGAUCACAAUCAAAGAACUGAGCUUGCAGCUGCGCGAGGAGGUGCUCCGGCGUGAGCGUCAGGGCGGUGACGUGAUCGAGUGGCUCGUCUGUGUGGUCUCCGAGGGCGCGACCGUCUGGGCAACCCAGGCAGUCGAGUGCCCUACCACCAGCCCGCGACUCUACUUCCCUGGCGAGCUCUCUCUUCCUGGACUUCCACCUGACUUCAGGCUCACGGUCACCGUCUACAGUCUCAAGAUGCCCAAGCAGUUGAUGUUCAACCACGAGGACAAGUAUCGUAUCCAGAAAAGCAGCGAAGCGCGCAGAAGCUUGACCUGUCCCUCGCCGCAGACGCUGCUCAUGAGGUCCGAGAAGCGAAGGACGCUCACCUCGCCCAAGCAGCACGAGAUCAGGUUCUCCGGAAUACAGGAGACGUCGUUCGUCGUCAGCGGCAGCGUCGAUCUUAUGCUGCACGACCUCAACCUCAAGUCGCCCUGGCCUCUCAGCGGGAUACUUCCCAAUUCGGUACUGCAUGGCACGAUAGACUUGAGCCUCUCUUGCAGGCUGGAGCUGUCCGUCUUCCAUACGGGUUUCCUGACUCACGGCGACGAAGCUGGCGGUCUGACGGCGUGGAACCGACGCUGGUGCGUUCUCAAGGGCCAUAAUCUAUUGUUCUGGAACUAUCCCCGCGAGCAAGAGUGCAAGCCGCCGCUUUACUCCAUCGACCUCGUCAAAUGUGUAUCGAGGCGCAUCGGCCUAAUCGACAGGAGUCUCUGCGCGAAACCUAGGACUCUGCUCAUUGAAACGUCCAGGAGCCGCAAUGCCAUUGACCGAGAUAGCAUUUUCGUAGAAUGUAGAUCCACUUGCACGGUUGUCAGGCAUUUGCUGUCGUGCGAUACCUAUCAGGAUUUGAUGGAAUGGCAGUCGAAGCUGAAUCACGUCGCAUCUGCUCUACGCGAAUGGAGCAUAAUUGCAUGCGAAAAGUUUUAAGUUUUAAGUUUUCGAGCUGAUUACAUUUUUUUAAUUCAUCGAUAAUUUUUUAACUGUUGCAAAUCAAAAAAAUACUAAAUAAUUUUAUUUUUUAGUAGCUAUUUUCUAAGAUUGUUUAUCAUGACGAUGUUGAGUAUAAGUACAUAAGGUUGUAAUCGAAAGAUUUUAUUAAUUUGUAGUUCAUCACGUGACAGACCAUUUUUUGUACGUAUGUAUAAAUAAUAAUGUGAUUAAGCAAUACAAUUUUUUUACAUUGAAA